Conger conger (European conger) is the source of this 1774-nucleotide messenger RNA. RefSeq lists its product as uncharacterized. The coding region runs from base 1 to 1509 and encodes 502 amino acids. Gene Ontology annotation, biological process: proteolysis. NCBI's taxonomy places the organism in Eukaryota, Metazoa, Chordata, Actinopteri, Anguilliformes, Congridae. The record is from RefSeq and is a predicted model, not a curated record. The transcript is spliced from 2 exons. Gene Ontology annotation, molecular function: zinc ion binding; aspartic-type endopeptidase activity; nucleic acid binding.
AUGGAGGAAGCGAUAAACGCCCUACUGCGCUCCCAAGGCGCCCUGCAGAAAGCCGUGGCAGAACUGUGCCAGAAGACGGGGCCAGGGACCCCCGCCAGAGGCCCCAAGGAGGUGCUCCUAAAGCAAACGCCGGACGACGAGGUCGAGGCCUACCUGGAGACCUUUGAGCGGACGGCCCACUUAGAGAAAUGGCCCCCCGAAGCCUGGGGCUCCAUCCUGGCACCAUUCCUCAGUGGGGAGGCCCAGAAGGCUUAUCGAGGCCUACCCCCUGCCGAGGCCCAUGUCUACCCCACCCUGAAGGCUACCAUCCUAGCCCAGUAUGGGUACAGCCUGCCAGCCCGGGCACAGAGGUUCCAUCAGUGGACCUACGACCCCGCCCUCCCGGCGAGGGCCCAGGUGAUGGCCCUGGGGCGGUUGACCAAGAGCUGGCUAGUGGAGGGCGACGGACCGGCCCUCCUCGACCGGGUGGUGCUGGACCGCUGUGCCCGGAGCCUGGCACCAGAACUCAAAAAAUACGUGGCCCAACAGGGGCCCCGGACCAUUGAUGGCCUCGUCAACCUCCUCGAGAACCACCAGGUGGCCCAGGAGAUGGUCCGAGCGACGAGAAUGGACAGCCCCCGAAGACCUCCAGCAGCGGUCCGACCGGAGCCGCGGACCAGACCCCAGUGGAAGGAGGACGCCCGGACGGAGAUGGGCCGGAGGAGGGAGAUGAGGCGGUGCUUCUCCUGCGGCCAGGAGGGCCAUCUAAGCCGGGACUGCCCCGGCAGGGAGGAGUCCAUGGCCACCGCUCCCGAGAGUGGCAGACCCUGCCACUACCUCACCACCUGCUGGGCCCACCAGGGCACGGCAGCCCCGAGACUACCCAUCAGGAUCGGGGGCCAAGACGCAGAGGCCCUGCUGGACUCCGGGAGCGCCAUAACGCUGGUGAGACCCACCCUAGCCGGAGAGAGUCGCAGUGAGACAAUCGCCGUCACCUGUAUACAUGGCGAUGUGCGGCACUACCCCACCGCUGAGGUAACAAUAACCACCCCUAGGGGGCAAUUCACAGGGAAGGUGGGCGUGGUGGAAAACUUGCCGGUGGCCGUGCUGUUGGGGCGAGAUUGCCCGCUGUUCCGGAGCUACUGGGAUGAGAGGCCUACACCGGGGAGGGCCGCUGCCAACCCCCCACCCCGCCGUCGGGGUCACCGAGGGCCACACCCGGUCUGGGUUGCCCCGUCUGGGGAGAGUGACGGAGAGGAGACCACCACCCCCGCCCGGAGACGACCCACCGCGCGACCCCACACGGGGACCACGGACACCGCCCAGGAGGGCCCGACCCCCCGGCCACCCCGGGGGCCCGAAUCCAGCAGCACCGGGGAAUUGUCGGAGUUCCAACCCGAGACAGAAAGGGCCCCAACCGAGUUUGGCGCCGCCCAACUACAAGACCCCAACCUUGCCCAGGCCUGGAAGGCUGCAGCAUAUAUCGAGGGCGUCCCACAAGACGGGACGGCAUCAAAGGCGGGCGACUAGGCGAGGAAGGACGGCUUCAGCGGCCAGGGCACCGCCGGGACAGAGCGAACCACCGGCGGAUUCAAGGCGGACGAACACGGCUAAUUGAAUACCGGUUUCUUUAGAAGUUUUCCCAACAGUGGAGUUCCUAAUUUUUUGGACACUUAUAUUUUUUUAGUUUCUUUUCUUUUAUGGUUUUGUGCAUGAAAAGAAAGCACGUGUCGGUGCUGGACUUGUGAAGUGCCCUGAAGGCACGUGGGGAAAAUAAAGACGUAUUUUCACCCAU